Molecule: messenger RNA, 6296 nt
Organism: Danio aesculapii
Lineage: Eukaryota; Metazoa; Chordata; Actinopteri; Cypriniformes; Danionidae
Gene: ano5a
Product: anoctamin 5a
Exons: 22
Coding region: 150-3068 (972 amino acids)
Biological process (GO): chloride transmembrane transport
Cellular component (GO): plasma membrane
Molecular function (GO): protein dimerization activity; chloride channel activity
Source: RefSeq, a predicted model, not a curated record
ACCAACCCGAGUGGGCAAAUCUGAUCCGCAGAGCGUGAAGUAAGCGGUCAGUCCUCGGGCACUGGAGAUCAGAUCACGGGGCGUGGGCUCCGGAAAGAUCUUUCACUUUUCAUACAACUACAACAAAUUAGUUCACUUCAGGACAGAAAAUGAAUCGCGGAUCGCAAAAGUCGAGUGAUGAGACGCUUAUAGAAAUGAGCCGAACUGCUUGGUCCAGCGGCGAAGACAACAAUGGCUUCCAUUCCAAUUCAGAUAAGGAGACGUUUCAACUUGGAAAUGCUGAGUCCAGGUUGAGUGUUGUGUCUGAGUGCACAAGCACAGUGUCUGCGUGCUCGAGUCGCUCUUCGGUGGUUGUGUGUGAGGAGUGUGAGAGAGAAAACACUGUGCACAUCAGCAGCUUUGAAGGGAUCUGGAGAAAGAGAGCUUUAUUUCUGAAGUAUCGCUCCAGGGUGGAUAAGCAGCAGCAGAGUAAGGACUCCGUGUACUUCAGGGAUGGUGUACGGAGGAUAGAUUUCGUCCUGUCUUACAUCGACGACAAGGAUGGAGAAAAGAAACAGGACCGAAGGAAGGUGUUUGAGGCUAACUUACAGAAAGCCGGACUGGAGGUGGAGACCGAGGACAAAUCUGAGUCUGAAGAUGGAAAGACGUACUUCUUGAAGAUCCACGUUCCAUGGGAGGUGCUGGCGACAUAUGCCGACGUCCUGAAAAUCAAAGUGCCUUUCAAAGCCAACGAUAUUCCAGAAAAUAAAGAGGUGCCCAUGGGCUGGCUCUUCACGCCCUUCCGCCUGCCCGACCAUGUGAUGAAUCCAGAGCCCGACUACUUCACCUCCACGUUCGACAAGAGCAAGAUCGACUUCUUCCUCAUUGAUGAUAAGGAAACCUUCUUUCCUGCAUCCACGCGCAACAGGAUUGUUUAUUACAUCCUUUCCCGAAUCCCGUACAGCACCGAAGACAAGGAGAAGAAGGGCAUUAAGAGGAUGCUGAACAACGGGACCUACACGGCCGCCUUCCCUCUGCAUGACUGUCGAUAUUGGACCAGGUCUCGUGAUGAUAACUGUGAGAGCGAACGAUAUUCGCUGUAUAAAAACUGGGCUCGCUUUAGCAGCUUUUACAAGGAGCAGCCGCUCAACCUCAUACGGAAGUACUAUGGAGAGAAGAUCGGCAUCUACUUUGCUUGGCUGGGUUUUUACACGGAGAUGCUGUCCUAUGCUGCGGUUGUGGGUUUACUCUGCUUCAUCUAUGGUGUGGCCACCUUUAAUGAAAACAUCGUGAGUAGAGACAUCUGCAAUGAGACCAUCGGCGGACAGAUUGUCAUGUGUCCGCUCUGUGAUAAGAAAUGUGGCUACUGGAAGCUCAGCACAACCUGCAGCUCUUCAUGGCAAUCAUAUUUAUUUGACAAUGCAGCGACGGUGUUCUUUGCUAUAUUCAUGGGAAUAUGGGUGACUUUAUUCCUGGAGUUCUGGAAGCGACGUCAGGCCCGGCUGGAGUACGAGUGGGAUCUGGUGGACUUUGAGGAAGAGCAACAGCAGCUCCAGCUCAGACCCGAAUAUGAGUCCAAGUGCACCAAUCGACGACUCAACCGAGUCACGCAGGAACAGGAGUGGGUUCUAGACCAGACUCCAGCUGAUAAAGCAGGCAGGUUUAUCCUGUGCUGGACCACUGUUCUCUUAUGGAUCUCUCUGAUUAUCGCCAGUAUUAUCGGUGUGAUUGCGUACCGUCUGGCGGUGUUCGCUGCGUUCGCGAGCAUCAUGAAGGACAGUCCCACUAAUAAGCUGGAGAUAGUGGGAAACCUGAUCACGCCUCAGUUCGCCACGUCUGUAACGGCGUCCUGCAUCAACUUCGUCAUCAUCAUGGUGCUGAACUUCCUGUAUGAGCGCGUCGCCAUCAAGAUCACUGAUAUGGAGGUCCCUAAAACACACGUUGAGUACGAGAACAAGCUGACGAUCAAGAUGUUCCUCUUCCAGUUUGUCAACUAUUAUUCCUCCUGCUUCUACGUGGCUUUCUUCAAGGGUAAAUUUGUGGGAUAUCCUGGAAACUACGCCUACAUGUUUGGGCCAUGGAGUGGACUGAGAAAUGAAGAGUGUGAGCCUGGCGGCUGUCUGAUCGAGCUGACCACUCAGUUAGUGAUCGUGAUGGUGGGCAAGCAGGUGUGGGGGAACAUUCAGGAGGCUCUCGUCCCCUGGCUGCGUAACUGGUGGGUAAGCAGAAGUGCUCGCAAUCAUCCGGAGAGUCUGUACAGCCGCUGGGAGCAGGACCACGAUCUGCAGAACUUAGGGCAGCUCGGCCUCUUCUACGAGUACCUGGAGAUGGUGAUUCAGUUUGGCUUCAUCACUCUGUUCGUGGCCUCUUUUCCUCUGGCUCCGCUCCUGGCUCUGAUGAAUAAUAUCCUGGAGGUGCGCGUGGACGCCUGGAAGUUCACCACUCAGUUCCGCAGACCCGUCGCUGCUAAAGCGCACAGCAUCGGCGCCUGGGAGGAAAUCCUCAACAUGAUCGCAGUCUUCUCCGUCGUCACCAACGCUUUCAUCGUGUCCUUCACGUCUGACAUGAUCCCGCGGCUGGUGUACCAGUACGUGUAUAAUCCGGGCAAUGGGGUCACCAUGUCGGGAUACAUCACCCACAGCCUCUCCAUCUACAACAUCUCAGAGUUUCCUCCCGAAAACCGUCCGGACGAUGACGAAAACCCAGACUGGUUCAACACCGGCAACUACACCACCUGCAGGUACCGAGAUUACCGAUAUCCUCCAGGACACGAGAAGCAGUACAGCCACAACAUGGAGUUCUGGCACGUCCUCGCCGCCAAGCUGGCAUUCAUCAUCAUCAUGGAGCAUGUGGUGUUUGUGGUGAAGUUUUUCGUGGCGUGGUUGAUCCCCGACGUGCCUUCAGACGUGAAAGCCCGUGUAAAGCGCGAGCGUUACCUCAUCCAGGAGUACCUGCACGACUAUGAGCUGGAAAAACUGAAGAACCAGCUCAGCGUGAACAAUGACGUCCACAAUGACAUUACGGCGUGCACCUGUCCCACCACAGAGGCCUUCCCCAAACUGGAGGUAUUAUCAGACUGUCUGACCUAACAGAGGUCACGUGACACCCUCUGAACCAGGACACAAAAAACACACACACACCACAUGAUUAAUGUCGUAGACGCAUUUACUCUUUGGUGUAUUCCUCGAUUAAUCACACUCCUAUGUUAAAUCUAAAGGAAGAAUCCACUAGAUCUGAGUCUGUAUAGAAGAAUGAGACGUAUGAAGCGAAACUAUUUAUGCGCAGUCGACAUUUGAGCUCCGUUUUAACUCAUUUCCGUCUAUGCAAAUUGCACUUCGUUCUUGUCAAGAACAAUCUCGGUCUCUCGGUCAAUCUACUCUAAGUGAAGUUUCAUCAACUAAUUUCGAGAGGAGCACGUGAUAUGAUUGAGCACGUCUGGCCGCUCAUCUGUAAUCAGUAAUAAUCCAAUCAGAGUGAUCCUAGUUUACUAUAAAUGGAUCAUUUUCUCCCUACUGCUCUAUCUUCGUUUGGAAGAAUCCCCCCUUCCACCCCAUCUCCUCCUUUUCCUCCCUUUUCUAAAGGGGGAGCUCUCGUGACCUACCUGAUCUCGGAUCUCCUGAUAUGCUUAUCGACCGGGCGGGAGCCCUGGGCUCAAAUAUCUCCGAGCUCAGGGUUCUCUCCCGGGACAGCAUGCCAAACCUGCUUUAUACGCCAAGCAUAUCUAAGUGGGAACUCUUGAAUUCCCUUAUAUUUGUUCUCGGUUGAUGUUGCUCAUUUUUAUUAUCCUAUUAGACACUACAAACAUACAGAGCAGACGUUUAUGUUCGAUAUGAAACACUGUGUGAAAGUCAAGCAGCUGAAGCAGCAGUGAUAAUGUUAAGUUUACAUUUAAGCCCCAAAACAUGACAGAUUUUAACCAGUUCACUCUUAAUUACAAUAAGGAUGUCUCCAUCACACAGCGUCAAAACAGUCGAUACUUGUACAUCAACAUUCACUAAUUAUAUUUUGAUGAGUAUCUAAGUACUCAGUACUUGUGUUUAGAUGAGUACAAGAAUAAAUAACAAGUACUUCACUCCACAGUAGAGAUGUAAAUCAUUUUCUUGACUGGGUUUUUGUGAGCCACUAUGAGUUAUAACAAUGUCUCCACACAGCUUUGAUAUAUAAGUACUGAGUAUUUACAUGUUUAUAUGGAGUAUAGACAUUCGCUAACCAAAUCAGUGUUGUCACAUUACUGGAAUUCGAUAGCAAUCGGUACAGAAGUUUAAAAAAUGUCCGUUUCCCACUGAUAUUGCCAAACUCUGAUAUUGCAAUGUUUAAUUUUUCUACAAUAAAUAUUGCGAUAUGAUGGUUUGAAAAGCAAUAUUUGAUGGAUUUCUGGGGAGUCUAACAGUAUUCAGGUACUGAAAUUGAAUAAUCACGAUGCAAAACAUGCUUCUCUUGCUUUCCACAUGGGCUCAUUCUGAAAGCGUAGCCCUGUGUACAUUUCUGGAGGUCGUGAAUUAGGUAACCAGAGGAAGGUAUGGCUGCAUUUCAUUUUUUAAAUGAACGCUAUAGGGAGGUAUGACGCCGUUCCUUUACGCGCUUACCAGCUGACUGCUUACCUUCGGAUGGAUGGUUUUUAGGCUGCUACCACUUUGUCCAGUAGUUCGCAUGUAUGUCGGUGGACUUGAGAUGCAGAGAGGAUAUGACCACGACGACGGGGUUUGAGUCUGGUUAAGAACGGUUCCAGAAAGCGGGUAAAAUCAGAAGACAAAAAAUAAAGAAGUAAAUAAGAGGGUGAGAAUGUGGUAAAAAUCAGACAGGGCUUUUCUUUUUCUGAAUUGCUUUUUAAAUUUGUCAGUUGGGAUUAGGGAAGUGGCUGGGCGGGUCAAUCUGUGCUUUUUAAAAUACUAUAGGUUGGAUUUAGAGAAGGGGGAGGGUGGGUCAGUCGAUCGGUCAUUCAGUCAGUCAAACAGUCAGUCGACAGCGACCUCUGGUAGAUGUACGAGAGCUCAAAAAGCGUACACAGUGGGCUCUCGUGGAUUCGCAAAAACAAAAACUGCAAAAUAAUGUAGCUUCUGGGAUAUAUUUGCCGCUCUCCAGAAAUGUAUAUAGAGGUACAUUUUCAGAGCCUGGGUUGCUUACUUUGCUUUGUCCCCUUUGUGGUCCAAAUAUCAAAAAAUUCUGAGAUCAAGUAAAAUUAAUGCUUUGUUUUCAACUUCAGAAUGAAUGAAGUCAAAAUGAAGAGUUUUUCCUUAAAACAAGCAUAAUGAUCUGCCAGUGGGAAAGUAAAAUAGUCUGGUUUUCACUUUGAAAUAUAGAUAUUUGGACUAGAAACAAGACAAAAUUCAUAAUUUUUUUGCAUACAUUGUUUAAAUUCUGUAUAAAUACAGCAAUUAAUUCUGUAGCUCCUGGUCAAGUAUAAUCCAGAGUCAACAUUGCAUAUCUUGCGAUGUGACUAUUGCGGAUGUGCACAUUGUGAAAUCAAUGCUGAAACAAAAUAUUGUGCAGCCCUUGUUCUUUAACAGCGCUGAUUUGCCAUUGUGUUCACGUGCUCAACAGAAAUGACAGAACAGAAAGUUUCAGUAUCGAUUGGUAUCAAAUUCCAGUAUCGUGACAACACUACUACCAAUUACCAAUUGCAUUUGGAUGAUCACCCAAGUACUUUUUUGACGAGUUCAACAAAUACAAGUACAUAAAACCUAAACUGCGUUAAAUAUUAACCUUGUUCUUGACACUUGCAUUAGUAUACAAGUACCCAGUACUCAUAAAUCAACCAGUAAUACAUGAUGAUUGUAUUCUGAAAAGUAUCCAAGUACUCAGUACUUGGAUGAGUACAAGAAAAAAACAAGUAUUAGUAAACAAUUUUCUGGACCAGGUCUGUGUGAAUUACUCUGAAUUAAUACAUUCUCCACACAGCUUUGAAAUACAUUUGAAGUACUCAGCACUCAGAAAUACAAAUACUGAAAUGAAUGCCGCAUUUUUCUUGUCUUGAGUUUGCGUGAUUCACUUUAAAUUACAAGAAUUGUCCACAGUACUCAGUAUACAAGUACUCAGUACUCGUUUUUGAUGAGUACAAGAAAUACAAGUACCUUACAAAUACCACAGAGUGAAAUAUAAACCAUUUGAUAUGGUUUGGACAAGUAUGAAUCACUACAAGAUCUACUACAAGUACUCAUAAUCAUGAGUAUUCAAGUAGUCAGUAUCUGUAUUUCAAUGAAUACAAGAAAAUCCAGUACCUAUAACCCAGACUGCUAAAAAUAAACAUACUUUUCUUGGCAGUACUUGCAAUUCAUCAGUACUCAGUACUCUACUUUUUUUCAUGAGUACAAGUACUU